AUGAAUCGAAUAUACAAAUUCCUCAAAAAUCACCGCCCUCGCGUUCGAUUCCUGACCCUCCACUACGCCUACUUCACAACAACAUGCUUCAUCGGCUCCAUCAUCCUCUGGGCCUCCUCCCACCCGCUCGGCAGUCUGCGAUACAUCGAUGCGCUGUUUCUCGCCUUUAGCGCCAUGACCCUAACCGGUCUGAACACGGUCAAUUUAUCGACACUGAACCUUUUCCAGCAACUAUUGCUUCUCUUCUUGAUCAUGCUUGGCUCCACGAUAUGGGUGUCAAUCGCCGUUCUUCUGACUCGGCGCCGCGCCUUUGAAAGACGUUUUGGCGAUAUCAUUCGUGAACAGCGCCUGCGGCGAUGGAAGACGUCUGGCUCUUUGCGCGCUGGACUCAAUCGGUCCCUGACGCGAUCGCUGGGGCAGCUGGGCUCCUCCUCAACUAAUGUGGCCCAGGAAUCAGAAAAAGGCGAUGGGUUGCGGGCAACUGGAACCCUCGAUCGUCGACCGACAGGACGGCAUGACAGCGGCGUGGGUGAUGAAACUGUAGCGUCUGUUCUGGAAUCCACGCCGCGGCAUCUGGCUAGCUAUGAUGCAAAAGAGCACUUUUCCUUAUUGAACCGGGCAUCCACGGGCGAUAGGCGCCCCUCGUUUCUUCAUACUAUGAAUAGUGAUGAUGGAAACCAUGUUAAUUUCGCUGCCGACGUUAGGCCGCACGGGCGUCCGUCGAGUGCUUAUUCUCGAAUUAUACCGGCUGGUAGACGGUUAUCCAAAGAAAAUAUACGCCACUGCCGACAUCCAGAUCCCCAUAUGUGCCCAGAACAUGGACAUUUGUCGUUCCUCCGUCAUUUCGGACGCAAUGCUACGGCCCCUGAGCUGACUGAUGAGGAGCGCGACAGACUCGGGGGUAUUGAGUACCGAGCUGUUUGCUUGUUGACGGUCAUUGUACCACUUUACUUUGUUUUGUGGCAGGUCAUAGGAGGUCUAGCAGUUGCUGCAUAUGUGGCCCGUAACAAGGCGGGAGUGACGGAGAGAAAUGGCAUGAAUCCAUGGUGGGCUGGCUUCUUCUUUGGCAUAUCUGCCUUUAACAACUCGGGGAUGAGUCUGGUAGACGCGAAUAUGGUGCCGUUUCGCUCGUCGAUAUUCAUGCUCAUCACGAUGGGGCUGCUGAUUCUCGCGGGUAAUACCUGCUACCCGAUCUUCCUGCGCUGUAUCCUGUACGGGAUGAAGCAUCUCCUACCAAAGCACAAGUAUUUCAGAGAAAUGCGUGCAACCCUCCGGUUCGUACUCAAGUACCCGCGUCGGUGCUACACCAACCUCUUCCCUGCGCAGCAUACCUGGUGGCUGCUUUGCUUAGUGAUUGUGCUCAACGGGAUCGACUGGGCCGCCUUUGAAAUCCUCAACAUCGAUAACCCGGCCGUCACCUCGAUCCCCCUCGGCCCCCGCGUCCUCGACGGUCUCUUCCAAGCCCUCUGCGUCCGCAACAGCGGCUUCUUCAUCGCCAACAUCUCCACCCUCCAGCUCGGCAUGCAACUCAUCUACCUCGUCAUGAUGUACAUCUCCGUCUACCCCGUGGUCAUCACCAUGCGCAACUCCAACGUCUACGAGGAACGCAGCCUAGGCAUCUACGCCGACGACUCCGCGCGCUCGCAGCGCGCAUCCCGCUCCCCACCCGCCUCCCGCACCCGCCCCCGCGCCCCCAGCUCCAUCCCCAAGAAAUCGCCCUCGCGCCGCUUGUACUUCGUCCAGCAGCAGCUGCGCGCCCAGCUCGCCUACGAUCUCUGGUGGAUCGCCCUCGCCGUCAUCGUCAUCUGCAUCGUCGAGGCGGGCAACUUCACCCGCCAUCCGGUCACGUACUCCGCGUUCAACAUCAUCUUCGAGACCGUGAGUGCCUACGGCACCGUGGGUCUGAGCACCGGCCUGCCGGAUGAGACGUAUAGUUUCUCGGGUGGCUGGCAUACGCUGAGCAAGCUGGUGCUGUGUGCGGUGAUGCUGCGUGGUCGGCACCGCGGGUUGCCCGUGGCGAUUGAUAAGGCGAUUCUGUUGCCGGCGGAGCAUCUCAUGCUUGCGGAGCGGGAGGAUACGCGGAUCCGCCGCGACCGCACGAGGAGUUGGAAUCGCGGGAUGGUGUAG
Messenger RNA from Aspergillus clavatus NRRL 1, 2127 nucleotides. RefSeq names its product putative cation transporter. Bases 1 to 2127 code for a protein of 708 amino acids. Gene Ontology annotation, molecular function: high-affinity potassium ion transmembrane transporter activity. The record is from RefSeq and is a predicted model, not a curated record. Gene Ontology annotation, cellular component: plasma membrane. The transcript has 6 exons. Gene Ontology annotation, biological process: intracellular potassium ion homeostasis; potassium ion import across plasma membrane. Lineage: Eukaryota; Fungi; Ascomycota; Eurotiomycetes; Eurotiales; Aspergillaceae.